This is a messenger RNA of Tarenaya hassleriana, 534 nucleotides long. RefSeq lists its product as uncharacterized. The transcript has 2 exons. The coding region runs from base 1 to 534 and encodes 177 amino acids. NCBI's taxonomy places the organism in Eukaryota, Viridiplantae, Streptophyta, Magnoliopsida, Brassicales, Cleomaceae. The record is from RefSeq and is a predicted model, not a curated record.
AUGGCAAGUUCUGGGUCUUCGUCACAUUCCUCGAGCGAAAGUGAGAGCCGUAUGGAGAUUUCGGAAUUAGAUGGAUACAAGGCACCGUAUAUCUACAAACUUGAUAAAAUUCAGUUUUGCUCGAAGAUAAAUACGAGAUGUUAUCCGGCUCAGACACUGAAGAAGCUGAAAGACCUACUAACAAACGAGGAAUGGAUGUACUUUAGCAAAGAGUCACAGUUUCAACAUCUGUUUCACACCAAAUUCGAAGAGACACUGAAGAUGGCACCUGCUGCAUUCCUCAUCAACCACGCAGUGUUGGUCGAGGACAAUUGCGAGCUAUGGUUUGUCGUCAAUGGAGUACCCAUCAGGUACUCCAUCGUGGAGCACGCCUUGAUAUCGGGAUUGAAAUGCGGUGAAUGUCUGCCAGGGUGGGAGUACAAAAGGAAAGAUAAGUUCAGACUGAAGAUGUUUGGGAAUCGAAAAGUGUCUAAGCAAAAUGUUCUUAGACAACUUGAGAAGACGCCAAUCGCUAAGGUUGCUGAUCGGAAUUAG